Molecule: messenger RNA, 4254 nt
Organism: Yarrowia lipolytica CLIB122
Lineage: Eukaryota; Fungi; Ascomycota; Dipodascomycetes; Dipodascales
Source: RefSeq, a predicted model, not a curated record
AUGCAUCCUCCUCCAUUACCUCCAAAGCCGCCUGCUGAGGUCAUCAACAGACGGACCCAGGUGACGGAUGAGUUCAGAACCAAACUACCUGAGCGAGUAUCGUCGCUCGUGGACAAGCGACCGUCCUAUCACCCGCAAGGACCACGCCAGCUCAACUCGGACGCGCCACAACAGACCAAUCGGUACCUGGGCGUCUACUCUUCGCCGCAAGCGCCAAACUGGAGAGAUGAAGAGAGAAGCGUGGAAAGAAGCAACACAGAUUCGUCUGAUAGAACGAGCGGCAGCGCCACCGACCGUGCCAGCUACUCAUCUUACUCCACCGACCGAACCAGUAUCCACGGCGGCGUCUCUGGCUACUACAACGACCCCAACAAUGGCAACAACAUUGGCACCGACUACGAUAAGUUCUGGGCCCAACAGUACUCGGACGUUAGCCGGACCAGCAGCAUGCAGUCGUGGCGGCCCGACAGCGAACGACCGCCACCUCUGCCCCUCAAAAAACCCGCAUUGAACACCUCUCACAGAUCUAAUCCCGCGUCUCCAGGACGAGCUCACUUCUCACAACAAAACACAAACACGCCCCCUCCACUGCCACCACAGAUUCCCAUCUACGACACAUACAUGGAGCAGCAAGCAUAUGAGGACUACCUGGAAAAUGGGUUCUACGACCAGCAAUCACUAUAUCGUACCCCCGAGCCCCAGCACCCUGCGCGUCACUUUACUCCGUCCCCAAACGCCCAGGACAGAUACCAGAUCCCUCCGCAUUUGAGUCCAGGCCACAGCUCGUACCAACCGCCAGCUGACCUGCCUGCAUUGGACACCAACGACUGGAGCCAUGUGGCGUCUGCAUACGAAACAGACAACAUGUAUCCGGACCAUGCAUACGAGUCUCCGGUGCGCAUGCCUGUGGCAGAUGCCUACAUGUCGCCUGGGAGUCCCAGUCCGUUGAAAACAGAGACAUACUCGCCUGCUCCGUCUCAGCAAUCACCUCUGCAUCACCACUCUUCGCAGUCGUCUUUGAACUACAUGACGUCUCAGUCGUCUCCCUUGACUCCCCAGCAGUGUUCGGAACGAGAUUUGGCUCUAAGAAUGGAGCGACUGGAUAUGCGUCCUGCCAUGGAACGAUUGGAGCCUCGUCCUAUGGUCGAUCGAAUUGAUAUGCGCCCCUCCAUGGACAUUCGACCAGUCGAUAUGCGACCCACACUGGAGAAACGCAUGAGUUUGCCCAACGGAAUGCCCAAGUACCAGCCAAUGUCACCUUCUGUGUCCCCGUCGCGGUUCAACUCUAUGCCCAACAAGCGACCUGUACCUGUAUCUGCAGGAAACACUCCCGUCAAGCAGCUCGACAUUCCCGAGUACGAUAUUCUGUCGGACAGUAUGCGGUCGGAUACCGCCUGGGUGGAGCUGGAUCUCCCGUCCAUUCCUACACGACCACAGGUGGAUCUCUCAAACGUGACGUACGCAUGUCCUGAGAUGUGGUCGCUGUCUGGCGUUCGAAACUGGAUCCGUCCUUUCUUCACAGGCGACAAGGAGGUGCCUGAGAAGGAUUUGCAUACGGCCGUUUCGAAUCUCUUUGCCGCCAACAAGACCAUGUCUCCUGUUUAUGCUGAACAGUACGCCAAACACGUAAUCGGAGCCCUUGGACGAGGCGACGUGCUUCGACAUGAUGAGGAGAGAGGCUCUUAUAUGUUCAGCGACGAAGGUGUCGUUUCAGGAGUUAUCCCAGCCCUCACCCUGUGCUAUAGCAAGUCGUCGCAUGACUCUGGAUACACUUGUUAUUCCACAAAGUGCCCAUAUGAGUCCGACACUCGGAAACGAGAGGACAAGAAGCGCACCGAAUCUACAUCCUCUGACCAGAUGGACUGGGCGCAGUACUGGGAGCUCACCGAUGACCAGCUGGCUCGUAUUGACCCCCGAGAAAUCAAGCGGCAGUACGCCAUGCACGAACUCAUCGUGGGAGAGGAGCACUUCAUUCGUGACCUGGAGAUUCUGCACAACGUCUACGGCGAAUCUCUCAAGUCACACAUGCCCGACAAGCAGUUUCGGGACAUGUUUGCUGUUCAGGAUAUUAUCCAGUGUUCCAAGGAGCUGCUCCAGGGCCGUCUCAAGGCCAGACACAUUAUUUUUGUGACUGGUAUUGCCGACAUCAUCAUCGAGUGGAUCAAGGUUGCUCGUCCACACUUUCUUGCCUAUGCGAACCGGUACUUGCAUGCUGACCGGCGUAUUCGAAAGGAGCGCGAAGACAAUGUUUUGUUUUCUCAGUGGCUGGGCGACAUGUCGAAGGACCCUCGGACGCUCGGAAAGCCCUACUCGAUCUACUUUCAUCGAGUUAUCCCCCGUCUGGCUCGAUAUUCGCUUCUUUUGGGCACCAUUUCGAAGCAUACUACCAACGAGAUGGAAUUGGAGCUUCUAUCACGUGCUGUCGCCGAGUGUGAUGACGUCACUCGACAAUGUAACAUGGUGAUUGGCAACGUCGAAAAGCAGGUGGAGCUGUUGGAUCUCAAGAGCCAGUUUGUGUUUAAGCCCGACUGUGGUGCUGAUCUGAAGCUUGAGAGCACUCAGCGAAAGAUUAUGCGACGAGGUGACGUACAGCGAAAGUCCGACUACGGCUUUGAGUGGAUUGACGCUCAUCUGGUGCUGUUGGACAACUUUUUGGUGCUGUGCAAGCAUCAGACAGGUCAGCAUGGUCCCAAAUUGUAUGUGACGAAAAAACCCAUUCCUCUGGAGCUAUUGUGCGUUGAGCAGAUUGACGAGGCCGAGCAGCAGACCAAGGGCCGAAUUCACAACAUCACGUCGCAUGUUCGAGAAGUCAGAGACAAGCGAAUGAGUUUCAUUGGCGGAGAUCAUCACAGCAGCAGCUCCUCCAACCCCGGAGCAGUCACCGUGCUCAACGAGGACUCCGAUCAGACCACGUAUCCUUUCCGAAUUCGCCAUCUCGGCCAGAACAUCACCUACACCCUGUUCUGUCCGUCUUCUCUUGAUCGAGACAGAUGGCACACUGCCAUGGUCGAGGCCAAGCGUCAGUACUCCAGCAAGGUGUAUGCCAAGAACGCCGAGCCCUUCCGGCUGACAGUUCUGUCAUAUCUCGACUUUGGAUACGAGAUUCCUGUUCGCCUGGCAGUCCCUAACAAUGCCUCUACUCUCCAGAGAGCCAUUGAAAAGGCCGGUAUGGCCGGCAAGCCGCAUCUGAAGACCCAACCGUCUUCGACCAGCAUGACUACUCGAAGCAAGGUCAACUGUGCUACGUCGUUCAUGUUUGAUUCGCGUGAAUUCGUUUUUGUCGGCACAGAUUACGGUGUUUUUGUGUCCGAGUUAUCUCCCGAGACCCGUCACAAGGGCGGAAACAACAAGUACAAGCGGUGUGUCGACUUGCACAAGGUGACUCAGAUUGGCGUGAUUGAGACACUCAACUUGGUUAUUAUCCUGUGCCACCGUGGACUAAUCUACUACCAUCUGGACCAACUGCUCAACCGAAGCAUGACCAAGGAUGCGGCCACCCCCAUGGGCUACAAGUUGUCUUCCUCUGCGUCCUUUUUCACCAUUGGCAAUAUGAAGAACCGAACCCUGGUAUUCUACAAGUCUCGCGAGGGUCUCAACUCGGUGUUCAAGGUAUUGGAGCCCAUUCGGCAAAAGGGCUCUCAGAAGAAGCGAUCUCGAAUGUCGCUGUCUCGGUUCUCGUCGCAUAUUGGGUCCACCGAGUACUUCAGGGACGCUGAGCGGUUCUACGUGCCGUCCGAGUGCUGGGGCAUCUCCGUGUUCAAAAACUACUUUUCGGUGCACUGUACCAAGGGAUUCGAGGCCAUGAGUCUGGAUUUCAAGGUGCCUCGAACACUACCCAUCAUCUCUUCUGGCUCCACUGACCUCAGAAAGCGACUAGAAGGACUCAGGCCCCUGGCCAUGUUCCAGAUCUCGGACUCCAAGUUCAUGCUCUGCUAUGACGAGCUGCUGGUGUACACGGAUCACUUUGGCAACCUGGCCUCCAAGCCCAUUCCCAUCAUGAUAAAGGCCAAGGCCGUGGCACUUCAACAUCCCUACCUGGUGAUUGUGGACGACGAGAUGGCCGAGAUUCGGCACAUUGAUGGUACUCUCAAGCAGGUGAUUCCUGGCCAGGAUAUGCGGCUUCUCGACGACCACGAAGGCCAGAUCAAGCUGUGCAUGGCGAACCCCAAUAUUUACGGCCGCCAACUCAUUGUCGAGCUCAACACCAACGAGCUUAUUGUUGACGACGACGAUUCGUCUCUCACGGGAUUGUAA